Molecule: messenger RNA, 1023 nt
Organism: Strongyloides ratti
Lineage: Eukaryota; Metazoa; Nematoda; Chromadorea; Rhabditida; Strongyloididae
Product: Zinc finger, CCHC-type domain and Zinc knuckle CX2CX3GHX4C domain and Zinc-binding domain-containing protein
Exons: 4
Coding region: 1-1023 (340 amino acids)
Molecular function (GO): nucleic acid binding; zinc ion binding
Source: RefSeq, a predicted model, not a curated record
AUGGGGAAUAAAUGUACAUUUGAUUAUAAUCUAUUUUAUGAUAAUAAAAGCUAUUACAAUAUGUUCGAAUUUGACUCAUUAAACUUGAAUACAGAUCCUUUUGGUUUUCCUGUUAAUCAUGAUAAUAAUUCAUCAUUUGGAGGUCAAUCUGACGCUUUUGAAAACUUAAUGUUUCCUCAAACUAAAAUAUUUGAGGAUCAAUUUCCUGAAUUAGUUGGAGGUAAUGCUAUUGAUAUAUAUGAUUGUGGUUCGUCAUCUGGUUAUGGAUCACCUGGUCCUACUUCAACACCUAUAAAUAAUCCUGAUGGUCUUUAUUUUGGUUUAGGAAUUCAACAAGUUCCAGCAAUUGCACCAUUUAAAAAUAUAUUAAAUGAAGGAGGAAAUAAAUUUGAAGAUAAUGAUAAUUUUAUGAAAUUUUUACCUCAAGCUGAGGUAAAUCCAAAUAAUUUUUUGUUUAACAAAGCAUUCAAUGUUAUACCUAAUGAACCAAUAUUACCACCAUCAAUUAUCUCAAAAACCAUAAAACCAUAUCCUGAUGGUGUUAUGGAAGAGAUUUGUCUCCCAAAAAAAAAUAAUAAUUCAAAGAAAGAGGAAUCAAAAGUUGCUGCUACUGAUGAUGGUUUUGAUCCAGAAGAGAUAGCUGAAUUUUCACGACUUUUAUCAUCACCAAAAAAAGCUCCACCAUCUAAAUAUCAAUGUCACAUAUGUUUUAAGACCGGUCAUUACAUUUCUGACUGUCCAUCUCGCUUCAGUAGCCCAUUUGAAGAAUUAACUCCAUAUCAAGGUCGCAAAAAAUGUUAUGGAGAAUUUCAAUGCCAACAAUGUAAAAGAAAAUGGACUUCACAAAAUUCUGUUGCUAAUGAAGCUCAGUCAUGCAUUAAAUGUCAUAUAUCUGUUUUUCCACAUAAACAGUUGCCAGUAGAAAAAGCUGUUUCAUUAGGAUUAGUAAAACCAUCUAAAUUUGUACCACAAGGAAAAAUAGCUCCAAUUGGAAGUGGAAGACCAACUCAUGUAUCACAUUAA